Molecule: messenger RNA, 3939 nt
Organism: Hordeum vulgare subsp. vulgare (domesticated barley)
Lineage: Eukaryota; Viridiplantae; Streptophyta; Magnoliopsida; Poales; Poaceae
Exons: 17
Coding region: 132-3827 (1231 amino acids)
Biological process (GO): protein phosphorylation
Molecular function (GO): protein kinase activity; ATP binding
Source: RefSeq, a predicted model, not a curated record
GCAACAAGCCGCCGAGGCCGACGGCGACGGGAGCCGCCCCCCCCCCAAUCCCCAAAUCCUGCGGCGCGGGGCUCAAAUUCGGCGCCAGCACCUGCUAGGCGCGCGCGCUUCGGCCCGUCGUAUGGAUCCAGAUGUUCUCGUGGGCCCGUAGCAAGCAGUCCUCGCCCGCCUCCUCCUCCGGCCGCCGCGGCGGGGACGCCGCCGCCGCCGCCAUGGACUCCGGCAGCCGCCGCAGCGGCGGGGGGAGCGGGCACGGGAGCGGCAGCGGCAGCGGCAGCGGGAGCGGGAGCCGGGGACGCAGCCCGCGGCUGGAGAGGCGCAACGCGGCGAAGCACAUCGACUACGAGGCGGGCGCGGCGGCGGCGACGUCGGUGUCCGCAUCGUGGUCGACCUCGUCGUCGGAGCGCUCGCCGGGGGGCCGGCCGACGCGCUCGCUCGACCUCGCGGCCAGGGGCGGCGGCGCCGACUUCCGCAUCAACGGCAGCGCGGAGGGGGAGGUCGACGAGCUCUGCCGCAGCCUCGGGCUGUCGGGGCCGGAGGAGUUCGCCAUCCCCGUCGCCGCCUGGGAGGCCCGCAAGGCGCGCUCCAGCUCCGACCUCCUCUCCCGCCCCCGUCCGGACCCGGACUCGUCGGCUCUUCCCGUGGAGGAGCCCGCCCCCGUCGUCCGAACCGUCUCCGCCCCCGAGGUCCCGUGGCCCGCUCCUCACACCUUCCCCGACCCCAUUCCCGAGGAGUCCAUCCACUCCUCCUCCGCUUCCACCGCCACUGACUCCGUGGAGGAACCCGUCGCUGCGGCACCGCAGGAAUCCCCCAAAGCAACCCGUGCGGUUGCUGUUGCGGCGCCCGUCGCGGCCUUGUCGCUUCUCUCGCCGAGAAGGGGCGGCGGGGAGGUGGGGAUCCGGGGCGUCCGGCCGCCGGUGCUCUCCCCGCCUCCACCGAUCACGGGGCUCGCACCCCCACCGGCGAGGCAGUCGUCUGUGGCUGAUAUCAUGAGCGGAUCGGCCUGGGACAUUGUGAACUCUUUCGCUCCCACGGAGGGGAAUAGUGAACUGAGAAUGACCUAUGAGCAUGUUGAAGCAUCUCCCAUGUCAGACACAGAGGAGGAUAAUCCUGAGGAGAACGAUGAAGGAUUGACAGGGCUUGAGGGGGAGCUGAAAGGCUGGAGGGUUGGGGAGACCUUUGAAGGGUUCACCGGGACAUCCUCAUUGUCGACAACGAAUGAUGACGAUGCAUCUAGCACGAAUACAGAGGCCGUGUUCGUCAUCUCACCGAAUGGCAAGUUCAAGCGGAACAUCAAGUCAUGGAUGCGUGGUGCACUUCUGGGAAGUGGCUCAUUCGGGAUGGUGUACGAGGGGAUCAGUGAUGAAGGUGCGUUCUUUGCUGUUAAGGAAGUGUCUUUGCUUGACCAAGGAAGCAAUGCACAGCAAUCUAUUCUUUCACUUGAACAGGAAAUCGCUCUCCUUAGUCAGUUUGAACAUGAAAAUAUAGUCCAGUAUUAUGGAACUGACAAGGAAGAAUCAAAACUCUAUAUUUUUAUUGAGCUUGUUACACAAGGUUCUCUUUCAUCCCUCUAUCAAAAGUAUAAACUGCGAGACUCACAAGUCUCUGCGUACACAAGGCAGAUUCUCAAUGGAUUGGUUUAUCUCCAUGAGAGAAAUGUGGUCCACAGAGAUAUCAAAUGCGCCAAUAUAUUGGUUCAUGCAAAUGGAUCGGUAAAACUUGCAGAUUUUGGGUUGGCAAAGGAGAUGUCCAAAAUUAAUAUGCUGAGAUCAUGCAAAGGAAGUGUUUAUUGGAUGGCACCUGAGGUUGUUAAUCCUAGAAAAACAUAUGGGCCUGCAGCUGAUAUGUGGAGCUUGGGCUGCACUGUAUUGGAAAUGCUAACCCGCCAAAUACCAUAUCCUAAUGUCGAGUGGACAAAUGCUUUCUUUAUGAUUGGAAAAGGAGAACAACCUCCCAUUCCCAGCUCCUUGUCAAAAGAAGCUCAAGAUUUCAUACGCCAGUGUGUAAGAGUUGAUCCAGACGAGCGACCUUCCGCAUCACAACUUUUGGCGCACCCAUUUGUUAACAGGCCACUUCGAGCUUCUUUUGAUUCUUUGUCUCCUCCGAUCAAUAGGCCAUACUUCUUAUCCCUGCCGCGCGCUUAUUCCGGCGCAGGACGAGACACGCGGUUGCCGCAUGCCCCCGCACCCCGCACCCGCACCCGCAUCACCGUGCACUCCACCACCGCCCAAGCAAGUGGCGGGCAGCGGCGGCAGCCGGACCCAGAGGCCUCGGGCGGAGCGCCUCGACGGACGCGCCGCACCAUCACCAUCACCAUCGCCAUGAGGAGGGCGCAGCCGCCGCUGCCGCUGCCGUCGCAGCAGCAGCAGCAGCAGCAGCAGGGGACGACGCCGGCGCCGGGGACGGUGCGCGUCGACAAGGCGUCGCCCGCGUCCAGCUUCCGCCAGCUCGACGACGCCUUCCUGCAGAAACAAACAAAAAUCUGGCUUGGCGAAGUUCUACAUGUUAGGUUUGAUGAAGACAUUUUGGUAGCAGACCUUCUAGGUGAUGGGGAAUUGCUAUUUCAAGUUUCCAAAGUGAUAUGGAAGAGGCUACUCAGAAAGAACAAAGAACAACUCAAGCAAUCAAAAGUAUAUAUUUAUGAGAGGCCAUCUUUUGGUAAAAGCAAUGGGAAAUAUACGCCCUAUCCAAAAGUAGACUCGUUUCUAAAGGUAUGCCAAACCCUUGGAUUAGCUGGCAUUGAUUUGUUUACCCCUUCUGAUGUGGUCGAGAAAAGAAAUGUUCGGAAAGUCUGCAUGUGCAUACGUUCACUGUCUAAAAAGGCCGGGAUGAUGCAGCUAAACGUGCCUGAUUUUGAUGUUGUUACCCACACAAUAGCCAUGCCCAACUAUAUUGUUGGAGGCAUCCGCAGAAGUCUGGAGCAGCCUCAAUGCAGUUCAUCUUGUUCGAGUGGGCACAGUCCGCGUGCCAUUUCUAAAAGCAUAUUUGAAGGACAGAGCGAUGAACAAGGCGACCGACAUUAUGACUCUGAUGAAGCAGAGAGCAAUCUCUUUGUGUUAGAGCCUCAGGAUUCUCUUGAUGACGACAAGCUUUCGGAGCUUUUGCAGUUAGGCAAUGCCCCCAAGGAAGAAAGAGAAGGCUAUGGGGACAGUGGACUUGAAAUGCCCGAAGAGAAGUCGCUAGCUGAAUCAGCGGGAUCACUUGACGCUGGUGUUAUGGAUGCUGAUACUACGAAUUCAACUCCUUUUCAUGAGAACCUACUCUCACCAACAGACCGGUGUUCAACAACUAGAACAAAUAAAUGUUCACUAAGCUCAGAAGAGUCAGACUCCAUAAACAGUUAUUUAGCAGCCGACGGUAGCAAGAAUGGUUUGGAUGGUCCUCAUGUCAAAGUGUCUGAAAGGAUUUAUGAUGGACACGUCGAACCUUCACAUGAUUCUGUUCAGGGAAAUGGGGAAGUAUUUGCCGACCAUCCAGAAAAAGAUGACAGCGCAAGCCGAGAGCUGAAACAUGAAUUCAGCACUAAGGAUCACAUGGACUCUUGCAAAUCCGACGAACAGGAUACAACUGAAAACAACAGAAAUGCUCGGGGCACAGGGAACGAUGCUCCAAAAUCUGGGAAUGGGGUGCUGAAGUCAGUUGCUGGAGGGAUAACGCUCAUCGGCGCGGUGUUCUUCGUAGCUCAUCUCAGGAGGAGCAAGGGGAUAAGCUUUACAACAAUUUUGCCUUCACUUUCUGAAAAAUCAAUUCAGAGCGAUUCAAGGGCGAAGAAUGUGGACAACGGAAAGACAACCGAGGUGUAUCCAGGCGGAUGGCUGAAGGUUUGACAGGAUGGACAUGACGAAUAAUCGGGCGCAAUUUGAAAGGUUAUAUCUGAUGUCUAUCCAUAUGCACUGUACUAAAGGAGCGAUAUAUACCAGCAGUAUCCUAAUUUGGUUA